AUGCCUCCACGAAGCCGCGAAGACUUCGCCAAGUUCACCAAGAAUGGCACUGUCAAGAUCAUCAUUGGCGCCCAAAAUCCGCCUACCCAGGCCCAAAUUUUCCACAUCUAUCGCGACCUGCUAAUUACCACCUCGCCCUACUUCCGCGAGAAGCUCACCCACCAACGCAACGAGCAAGGCAUGUUCAUCGAGGACGACGAAGAUGACAACGACCCCGCCAAUCCAGCGCUCCUUCCCUCGACGCUUCGCGAACCCGACUUCGCCCUCGCACCCUUCAAGCAAUUCAUCGAGUGGAUCUACAACAAGCCCCUAACCCCAAUGGUCGGCGACCACGCCCUUACGGCGGACACAUACCUUCUCGCUCACACCCUGCGCAGCGAGCCCUUCCGCAACGACAUCUUGGACGCGGUGCGCCACCACCAUGCGCGUCACCCGGACGAGCAGCUGGGCCUACGCAGCAUGGUCAAGCUCGCCCGCACCAUGCCACCAGAUGAUCCCAACCACGAAGGGAAAGUCAAGCUGCUGGAAUUCCUCGUCGCGCAGUUGACGUACAAGAUCCUCGUGCGCGGCUGGCAUGAUGGCGGCUUUGCGGGGAAUGGGUUGCUCAAGCGCCUAUUUGCCAGCAGUCCCGUUGUUGUCAUGUGGCAUCUGGAUGGCUUGCAUGAGAUGCUGGAGAGUCAGGGCUUCACGGGCCAUGUGCAGGGCAUGUAUGGGCGUGUGAAGGAGGAGGUUGAUGAUGGUGCUACUGGUGGUGAGCCGGCUAAGGCGAGGGUCAAGAGGCCGAACUUGAGCUUGCCGCCGAAUCCGGCUGAGUGGACCGGCUGUUGCUUUCAUGAGCACAAGCAUCGGGAUUCGAAGUGCGCAAGUGCGAUGGCUAUCGACUAG
Messenger RNA from Cyphellophora europaea CBS 101466, 885 nucleotides. RefSeq lists its product as uncharacterized. The transcript has 2 exons. Bases 1 to 885 code for a protein of 294 amino acids. Gene Ontology annotation, molecular function: protein binding. The record is from RefSeq and is a predicted model, not a curated record. NCBI's taxonomy places the organism in Eukaryota, Fungi, Ascomycota, Eurotiomycetes, Chaetothyriales, Cyphellophoraceae.